GUGACGUGUGCGGAGCGGAGCCGGUGCGGGAUGGAGGGGCUGUACCAGCAAACCAACAAGCAGGUCCAUGAGGUCCAGUCUUACAUGGGGCACCUGGAGACUUCAGACAAAGAGUCAGUGCACUUGGUAGAAAAUGAGAUUCAGGCAAGAAUAGACACCAUAUUCAGCAACUUGGAACGUCUGGAAAUCCUGUCCAGCAAAGAACCUCCCAACAAGAGGCAGAGUGCCAAACUGAGAGUGGACCAGCUGAAAUACGACGUGCAGCACCUGCAGACAGCCCUGAGGAACUUCCAGCACCGCCGGUACCUGCGGGAGCAGCAGGAGCGGCAGCGCGAGGAGCUGCUGGCCCGCACCUUCACCACCAACGACUCUGACACCACCAUCCCGAUCGACGAAACCUUGCAGUUUAAUGAAUCCCUGCAGAGUGCCCACCGAGGCAUGGAUGAGCUUAUUGGCAGUGGCACCAACAUCCUGGCGGGGCUGAGGGACCAGAGAGUCACAUUAAAGGGCACUCACAAGAAGAUCCUGGACGUUGCCAACAUGCUGGGCCUGUCCAACACGGUGAUGCGGCUGAUCGAGAAACGCGCCUUCCAGGACAAGUUCCUCAUGCUGGGGGGCAUGGCCGUGACCUGCCUCAUCAUGUUCCUCGUUGUGCAGUACCUGACAUGAGCUGCUCACCUCCUGCAAGAGGACUGUCUCCAGAAUUGACUUUCCUCUGAGUGCUGCUUUGGAUGAGCCCUUCCCGUGGACUUCAGAGUUUACAAAUCCCACUCGGACAGUGUCACGUGGAAGGCAUGUCGGGAAAUGGAUGGAUCUGGAAAUGGAUGUGUCUGGGGACACUGUGCUUGAGAAUGGCCCUGUGAAAAUAACCCCUGGCCUUUACUGCUCUCCCCUCAAGCCUGCAGGUUUAAUGGUCUGGUUAAUAGGAAGCAGAAGUGAACAUUGUGCCCAGCUGUAGCAGGGCAGGAAUGUCCCUUUGGGCACACAGGGAUGGGAGGAUGCAAAGGCACGGCCUAGGAUGCAGCGAGUCUUUCCUGUGCUGGCCAGCACUGACCUGACCCCUGCAUUUUACAGUGCAAGAAUGGCACAGAGAAUUUCACAGUGUUCAUGGGCCUGAGUUCAGCCUGUGGGACUGAGUGUGCAAAAAGAGUUGGGAGGUGAAGGGCUCCCAUCUGUGCUUCCAUUUGCUUGGAGGAGGAGGAUGUGUGGGGAAGAGUCUUAGAACACGGUUAUAACCUCAGUUAACUUCACACACAGUAUUAGCCAGCACAGAUCUCUGGUUUAGACUGAAAUGCUGCUCUGCUCCUCUGAGGGGUGUUCUGGUGCCUCUCUCUGCCCUGCUGCUUCCCAGGGGAUGUUGAGUGCCAUGCUCCCUCCUGCUUCCACUGGGAUACACAUCAGGCCUGUGGCAUCUCCCUGGGCCUCCUGCCAAAUCCAGCCUCCAAAACUGACAUUUCUAAUGCUGGAGCACAGAGGUUUGGGGAGCUGCGUUCGUUUCCUGAGGUGCUGGUUGGGUUUGGGGCUCUGGAGCUGGAACUUUUGAGUGGAUGGAGCAGGUGAGUCCCCCUGUACUCCCUGGAGAUGUGGGAUUAUCCACAGAGCUGGAACAGGCCAGAGAAAUGGUGGGAUCAGCACAACAGGCCCUGGCACUGAAAAUCAGCUUGAUCAGGAGAGUUUCCUCAAGUCUGUGCCUUGGGAUGGGGAUGUUUCCACCCUUGGGAAGGGCGUUCCCUGUGGUACCCUUUGCACCUCUGGAGUCCUAUGAAGGACACUCAGAUGUGUCUCCUCCUGGCUCGCACUCGUCCCCUUGGGGUCAUUCCCUGUCCCAGUGAAACAUUGGAGCUGUGAGAUCCUUGUCUCAGCCUGGCACUGCCUCCCCUGCUGCCUGGGCGUGUCUGAUAGAGGGGCCAUCCUGGCAUUUUGGGCAUAAUCCAUUUCAGUCACCCCACAGAUCCGUUCCUAUCCCAUGUGUGGCAAGUCUGGAGCAUUCCCUGAUGUCUGACAGUGGCACAGAAGUGUCAUACCCAGAUGAUGUGGCCUCGUGCUGGCAAUUCCUUCCCUGUUUCCUGUCUGCAAUGGUUGUGGGUCUCUGGAUUAGUAACUAAUCACAAGCUCUACAUUUGCUGACCGCACUGAGCUUUGCUUUCAAUAUGUGAACUGUUGCAAACUGGGAGAAAGGGUUUUAAUAAUAGAAAAAAAUUUUAGAAGGAAUUCUAGGGAAUAUGGCCUAUAAGACAGGGCCGUGCUGGUGACCAGAGCUGAGGUGGGGCCCAGCCAGACACCUGGAGCGACCAGUGGCCCCUGUUUAUGGGCUUCUCCACGUAUUUGAUAUUUCUGAAGUGUUUCCUGCUCUUGAAGUUCCCCAUUUGUCCAGGUUUUCCAAGGAAAUACUGUAGCAAAGCAUGGAACUGGUUUUCAUUUGAGCCCAAGGAAGUAAGGAAUUAAAAGGAAGAGGAAAUCUGCAGUGAUGGGGCAUCUGUCUUGCUGUGUAAUAGAAAUCAUAAAUCCAAAUUUGCCUGAAAUUUAUUUUGGAUAUGAAAUCUGAUGGAUUCAGUCCUUGAGAGGGCAGCUGAGCACUUGUAUGAGGUCCCUGGCAGUUCUAAUGAACUGAUCCAGUUCCACUGGAUUUUACAGUGUUGGGGUUUAUGGUUUAAGGCUGUCAUUGUUUAAAGUUUCUUUAGUUGUGACCUGGUGUAGCAGGGUUUGUCUUACACCAAGAUGGAGCCAAUCUCUUGGCUCUUACACACAAUCUCUUUCCUUUUGGGCUGUGGUAGGAACCAUAAGAUACUUGGAACUGGAUUUUUUUUUUCUGUUUCUGAGCCUAGCUUGGCAUUUUAAUAGAUGUUUUCCUGUUGAUUUAUUUUGCCUUCUGAAGUCUCCUUGUCCCUGCACAGGCUGAUUUCCCCUUGGUGAGCCAAGUGUCCUUGCUACCCAUGACAUCCAAAGGUGACACAGGGGGCUUGAAGGAACCACCUGGGGAACUGGAUUUGGGGACGUGUGACAUCAGACACGUUUGUGGUGCCUGUAAAUCCAAAGAGAUUCCAAGGGCAGCUCAGGUGGUUUGUGUGAAACCCAAAAACCUGCAUGGCAGUGGGACAUGGCAGGGACAUGGGUGGUUCCUUCAAGUCCCACAUCUCCCCUUUGGAUGCAGUGGGAAAUGAGCUGGAGCCCUGGUGGGAUUGUUGUCCCUGCCAAAGGAAACGAGCUGGAGCCCUGGAGGCUUUGCUGCUGCAGCUUGGUGGUGUUUCCUUCCUCACCAAACACCUCACUUCUGCUUCCAAACUGUGGCACGAGUUCCAGCUCUGGGGUGAGCUGGUCUUAGGAGGGGACUCUGUGGGAAUUCACUUGCCUCUGGAAUAAAACUUUUUACCAGUAUUUUAUACAUAAAGGAGCAAGGGUGGGACAUGAUUCAUGUGAUGUUCUGUGAAUAAAGAUUUUUUUCAAGCAAAAUGAAGUUUUUUUUUUUUACCUUAGCCAACAUGUUGGGGCCAAAGUAAAUGAGCAGGACCAGCUCCUGGUUCAGUGUGGAUGGAGGAGGGGGCUGCUGUGGGGGGCUCCCAUUUGGGUCACAGUAAGAAAUGGGUCCCACUGCACUGGGGUUGGAAGGAGUAGGAGCCUGUGCUGGGCCUCACUGGUCAGACUGGUGGGAUGUGCCAGGCUGGGGCAGCCCCAGAGUUGUGGUGAAAGGGGUGGGUGAUGGAACAGGAUGGGAGGCAGCUGGGGGCACAUCCAGGCCUCCCCCUUAGAUCCUGAGAGGGCCUGACCUUCCUCUCUACCUGCUAGUGAUGCAGGUGAGGGGGUUCUAAUUAGGAGAAGUGAAGGAAGAGCUUGGAGAGCAAAAUGUGGUUGUUGAAGAGAUUGUGGGUUUAUAAUGUAAGAUCAAGGGGUUGGAUUAUCUUCCUCUUGCUCUUAAAUUGUUUUGAAGUAAUUCCAGUGCCCACAGCUACAAAACAUUAAAUCAGAAAAUACCCAGCAAAGAAUACAGAAAGUUGUUAGUGCUGUAUGUGUGAACUUGAUGCAGAGGUGGGACCAGCCUGUGGCAGUGCUGGGAUGGGGCUGCACUGGGUCCUGUCCAGGGUGGGCCCCUGAGGGGCUUUGACACUGUGAGCAGCAGCUGGAAAUGGGACUGAUGCUUCAGGAGGGGGUGUGAGUGUGACUGGGCAUGUGGAAGAAAUCCAGGAAAGGUUUUAUGUCCUGGUUUCAUCUGGGAUUGAGUUAAUUUUCUCCCCAGCAGUUGUUCCCAGGGCUGUGUUUGGGAUUCAGUAUGGGAGUGAUGUUGAUAACACAGCAAUGGUUUGUGUUUACUCUAAAUUAAGGACUUUUCAGUUUCCCAGCCUCUGCCAGUGAGCAAAGGCUCAAGAAGCUGGGAGGGAGCAGGGCCAGGACAUGUAUCCUGAACUGGCCAAAGCAAUAUUCCACACCACAGAGAGUCAUUCCAAGUAUAUAAACUGGGAAUGAUGGGCUGGGAGGGGUCAGAGGGUGGUGAACAACUGUACUGGCCAGCACUUGUCUGUCUUGGGUUUUAUGUCUCCCCCUCUCCCUCCCUCAUUAUUUUUUUAUUAUUUUUAAAUAUAUCUAACUUUG
Molecule: messenger RNA, 4584 nt
Organism: Vidua chalybeata
Lineage: Eukaryota; Metazoa; Chordata; Aves; Passeriformes; Viduidae
Gene: GOSR2
Product: golgi SNAP receptor complex member 2
Exons: 6
Coding region: 31-669 (212 amino acids)
Biological process (GO): intra-Golgi vesicle-mediated transport; vesicle fusion
Cellular component (GO): endoplasmic reticulum membrane; SNARE complex; Golgi apparatus
Molecular function (GO): SNAP receptor activity; SNARE binding
Source: RefSeq, a predicted model, not a curated record